AUGUCUGUGAGAACAUCUGCAAGAUCCAAUAAGGGUCAGAAUAAAUAUAUGGAAGCAAUGGCCAAAGAAGAACAGGAACAAGAACAAGAACAAGAAAAUCCUACCAUUAUAUCAACAGAUGAUAAAGAAGAAUACGGUGAAGGAAACGUUAGAUGUCCCGUAUGUGGAACCACAGAUGAGAAUUAUGAUCCAAAUACAGAUACAAAUGGUGAUAUGGUUCAAUGUGAUGGUUGUGAUAUGUGGCAACAUAUUAAAUGUAUGACUGGUGGUCUUGAAGAUAUUGAAAGUUUAUUAACUCCUGAUAGGAAGUAUUUUUGUGAAAAAUGUGAUCCCACCAAAUAUCCUCAUUUAAAUUUGAACCAUCAAAAUGAUGACGAUCAACAUCCUGAGUAUGUCAAUAAGAACGUAGGGGUGCAACCACAUACCAAAGAUGAAGAUGGAGAUUAUAUGCCAAAUAUCAAUGAUAAUAUUCAUGAUCUUACUGACGAUAAAGACCAGAAUUUGGAUGAUGAAAAUGUAAAUAACAACAACAAUAGUAGUAGCAACCCUACCAACAAUAAUAACAACAACAACGCCACAAUCACGAAAAGAAGAAAAUCGGCUCAAUCCAAUAGUAGUAAUGCAAAGAAACGUAAAUCCACUUCGGCAGAGGUCCCCACUUCCUCUUCUUCCUCUUCCAUACCAGCAGCUGAAAGGGAUUCGAAAAUGAGAGUAAAUGCAUUGAAAAUGUUUAAUGAUUUAUUCAUGAAAUUCAUAAUCCCAGAAACAAUAAAUGCAAAAUUAUAUGAACUACCUCAAGGUAAAACUAUACAAUUAAUAUCAAAUGAAUUUUCAAAAAAUUUAGAAAGUGAAUUAUAUAAAGCAUGGUUUGAUAUGGAACAUGAUAAAUUAAGUAAAUACUAUCCAGAAAAGGUUCGAAAUUUGUUUUCCAAUUUAAAAGAUCCCAAAAAUUUGAAUUUAAAAUCUCAUGUAAUUAAUCAAUCAAUCCCCAUGAGUAAAUUAGUAAGAAUGAGUGUUUCGGAAUUAGCUAAUCCUGAUUUACAACAAUUUAAAGAAAAGGUAAAUACAGAUAGUUUGAAUCAAUUGGUCAUUGAAGCUCCAACAAAACCAAAAUAUAUAAAGACUCAUAAGGGGGAUGAAUUGAUUGAAAAUUAUGAUGAAGGUAAUGAUCUUGAUGAUUCAAUGGAUAGAAUAAAUGAAGAUAUAAUAUAUGAGAAAAAUAGUAUUCAAACAAGGAAAAUGAAUGAUUUAGAACUUCAUGAUACAACAAAUAAAGCUCCAUCUUCUUCUGCAUUACCAUCGUCUUUGUCUUCAUCUACCUCAUUAAAUCAACAAAAAAUAAAUGAUAACGAUAAUACAAUACAUUCGAACGAUAAUGGACAAGACAUGGAUAUAGAUAGCAAUACUGAUCCAGAAACAGAACAAGGACAAGAAGAAGAACAACAACAAGAACAACAACAACAGGAGAAUGAGAAAGGUGUAACAAUAAAUUAUCCAGAACUUGGUUAUAUAUUUUCAGGAAACAUAAAAUAUCAUGGUAUUUCUCACUCAAUUAAAUCACAAAAUGUCAAGCAAUUAAAUAUAUUUGGUAAUGAAUACGAUCCCAAGGGUAAUUACAAAUUAUUUGCAGAAGGUAGGUUAUCUUCCUCAAAAGCAUUUGAUUAUUUAGAUCAAAUCAAAUCAUCAUCAUCAAGAGUUAUUCUUAUUUAUCAAUUAUUUCAAACGAAUGACCAUGCUAAUGGUGAUGAUAAUGGUGCUUGUUCAAGACUAUUUGAUCAUUUAAUAGAAGAAAAAAGAGUGGUUGGAAUAAGAAAUAAACAGAAAUAUGAGAAGAUUAUAUAUUUAAUCCCACACGAUAGAAGGAAUGAUCAAGAACUUUUACAAAUUCAAAACCUAAUUGAUGAAAAUUUAACGGAAAUUCCAAUAUCAAAUGAUACAAUUCUUAAUGAUAGGACAUUCUUUUUAGUUGUAGUUGUAAAACCUGAAUUCAUUGGGAAGGAAUAG
Molecule: messenger RNA, 2004 nt
Organism: Naumovozyma dairenensis CBS 421
Lineage: Eukaryota; Fungi; Ascomycota; Saccharomycetes; Saccharomycetales; Saccharomycetaceae
Gene: BYE1
Product: Bye1p
Exons: 1
Coding region: 1-2004 (667 amino acids)
Biological process (GO): DNA-templated transcription
Cellular component (GO): nucleus
Molecular function (GO): RNA polymerase II transcription regulatory region sequence-specific DNA binding
Source: RefSeq, a predicted model, not a curated record